Rhinichthys klamathensis goyatoka is the source of this 1930-nucleotide messenger RNA. RefSeq names its product SH3 domain containing 21 (gene mnmip1). Gene Ontology annotation, molecular function: protein binding. The transcript has 17 exons. NCBI's taxonomy places the organism in Eukaryota, Metazoa, Chordata, Actinopteri, Cypriniformes, Leuciscidae. Bases 118 to 1635 code for a protein of 505 amino acids. The record is from RefSeq and is a predicted model, not a curated record.
UAGAAAGCGUUCGCUGUAUUUGGAUUGGGUAAUUCACAGGGAUUCCAUGACACUUUGAGAACUGAACAGAAUCUACAUUGUCUGACUUGGUGCUCUGAGCACAGCUUUAAAGGAGCCAUGGAGGUGCUUGUGCUUCUAGACUUUGAGGCGACGAUGCCAGAUGAGUUAACGGUGUGUGUAGGGGAUGUGGUAAAGAAUGUCUCAAAGGCCAAAGAAGAAGGAUGGCUGGAGGGAGAUCUGAGAGGAAAGAGAGGCAUGUUCCCUGGCAACUUCGUCAAGGAAGUGCCUGUUUACCUAAUAGGGGACAGCAACAGAGAGCCAAGAAGCUUGAGGAAAUCGAAGAAACCAAAGGUACAGACGAGGAAAUGCGAGGUGACUUUUCCCUACACUUCCCUGCACGAGGACGAGCUGGAGCUGGUUGUCGGAGAGACCAUCGAGAUUGUCAGAGAGAUUGAAGAUGGAUGGUGGAUGGGAAAGAAAAAUAACCAAAUAGGAGCCUUUCCGUCCAAUUUUGUGAAGGAAAUUUUUGUCCCUUCAAAAGAUGGCAAGAUAACUGAAGCCAAAGCCAGGCCUAAACUCUCUGAAGCUGUCUUCAAUAAAGAAGGAAAAGGACAACAGAGACCAAGUUUACGGAGGAAAACAUCAAGCGUAAAAGAAUGUUGUCAGGCCAUGUUCGACUACACGGCUGUUGCCGAAGACGAGUUGAACCUGAAGAAGGGAGACGUCAUAACUAUCAUCAGCAAGGCCACUGAGGACGAUGGCUGGUGGGAGGGGGAACUGAACGGAGACAGGGGCUUUUUUCCUGAUAACUUCGUCAUGGUGAUCCCAAGGGAUGCUCUUCAUACUGGGAAUGCAGGCCAGACACCGGUGAGACUUGGCUCUCAGAAAAAAUCAGGGAAUCAGAUGCCAGUGAUGGACCAGAACACCUCAGAUAUGAAACCAAAGACAGAGACUAAAAGUGAGAAACCAGACACUAAAGACUUUCGAAGUGACCCACCUGGUAAAAUCAAGUUGCCUGGUCUACACAAACCACCUGUUCCACCACCCGCCAAAGAGAAGCCCAUAAAACUAGUACCAAAAAAUGAAGAGCCACAAGCUGUCUCACCGAGACAACAGCCCCCUGCCUCGCCAGUACAGAAAGAGGUUAAAGACACUAAGGAUGUAAAAGAUAAGACACCUGACCAGUUUGACGGUGUAGACGUGUCCUCAGAGAAACUGAGCCAUCCCACGGCCAACAGAGCCAAACCUCCACAGAGAAGACCACCAACAGCCCUCGCCACUGUCACACAAGUUCUAGAUGAAACUGACCACAAUGAAACUUCAGGGGAGAAAGAUGGAUUACCACAAAAUAUUCCAGAGGUUACAGAGCCUCAGUCAGCUCCUCCUGCCAAGACAGAGCAGGGAACUAAGAGCACUUUACCACCCAAGACACACACUGAAAGCAAAGCUGGGGUUCAGGAGGAGACUGCAUCACUGGCCUCUGUGCUGAUAGAACUCAAAGAUCUCCGUAUGUCACUGGAUCUCCUCAAAGCACGGCACGAGAGAGACAUAAAUGACCUUAAAGAUGAACUGAAGGAUGAGUCCGAAAAACGGAUGAGAUUACAGGAUGAAGUGGAGGCUCUGAGGAAAAAAUAGUGUCCAUUGAACACCAGGAAUAUUUCACAAUCCCCAAGUGAUCCUUCUUUGGGCCAUGGAGAUAAAGGCUACAGAAAGACAAUGAUGGAGUGUUGAGGAAUGUACAAAUGUGCAGACAGAUAUGGAAAUCCAGCAUUUGCAACUUGAAUAAUUCCUAAUCCAGUGGACCAGAAGGCUGAGCUCCAUUCAGGGAGCAGAACUACAAAAAGACGUUUGGUUUUUCAUAUACUGCUUAUCAGCUCAUUUGGUUUUGGGAGUCCUCUCCACUUGUUUUUUUUAAGACAUACAUAUAUGU